Cladophialophora carrionii CBS 160.54 is the source of this 1539-nucleotide messenger RNA. RefSeq lists its product as uncharacterized. Lineage: Eukaryota; Fungi; Ascomycota; Eurotiomycetes; Chaetothyriales; Herpotrichiellaceae. The record is from RefSeq and is a predicted model, not a curated record. The transcript has 5 exons. The coding region runs from base 1 to 1539 and encodes 512 amino acids.
AUGAAUUCCACGAACAAAGCAGUGUUCAGGAAGAGCUUUGAGGAGCAAAAGGCCAAAGAAAUGCAAGCACUGAAACGCAACCAGCCAGCUCGCAAUAGUUCCAGUCUCACUCUAUCAAAGGCCACCUCCUCGCCAGCCACUGCCAUCAGGGACGAAGUCAAGACUCGUGUUCUUCUUUCUACUCGAAGGCCUGCGGUUAGAAACCUGUGUGUUGGUGAAACUGGUCGUGUUCGAAAGCCAACGACACUUAAAGAGAUAGGCACUCUUUCCAAUGACCAUGUAACAAAGAUCGCCCCAAAGCCGGCUGCUCGAGGGGGAGAAGAGCGCCCUGCAGUGGAGGAAGCAGAGCGGCAAGCCCGCGAGUCGAUUUUCGUUCAAGCGAACGUUGUCACCGUCAAGGAAUUCAUAGACGCCCGGAAGGGAUCAGAGGCCUCGAAGCCUGCGAAGGUCCAAUCACUGCCGCCGCAUGCAGCUGAGAACACAGAAAAGGAGAUCUUACAGCCUGAAGGUACAUCCGCUCCAGAUGCUCUGACCCAGAAUCAUGCGAGGACCAAGCCCGCCUACGCUGGUACGGCCAGGCCCAGGUCCGCAGCACCCGCUGCCAAGGUCAACGACGGGCCGGAACAACGACGUGAAAGUGCGAGUGACGACUCUGAUGAUAGUGGCACUCGGCCCUUUGAAUUUGACGGCCGCCAAAAACAUGUCGUCGUUGAGAAGUCUGACAACGAAGACGGGGCACCGGCUCCAAAACGUCACUGUCCUGAAACUGCCGGCGCCCCAGUUAGUCGAGCUUGCAGCAAGUCACCUGAAGACGCCAUUCAUGAGCAGGGCAUCGUCCUUGGACCAAAGGCCAACCCUUGCAAGCGAAAGCGGGAUGAUGGUAAGGACGAGUUCGAGCACCAGCCGGACAACGAUCGCUCGCGAGCUCAUAAGCUCCAAAGAACUGAUUCCGGGUCUGACAAGGAGAACAAACGCAGCACAGCGAGUUCAACCAGGGGCCAGCCAGCUGUCAAGUCCCCCAAACGUCCAGCAGAGUCCACCUCAGCUGAGAAAGGUCUCGCGAAAGGAUCAUUCGCAGACUUGAUGGCACUAGCGGAAAAGGCGCAAGCAGAGAACGCCAAACAUUCCCAGCAGAUUGGCAUGAUCAGACACCGACCUACUGCUCGGCGGGUACUCUCCACAAGAAGCACAAAUGUCGGAAAGCGAGUCGCCAUACGCAAUGAAUCCAGCACAACCCGCAACGCGACACUCACCGAUGCACAGUUCGAGGCUCUCCGCUCAGCCGCGGAGACGGCUCAAAUGAAACUGGACGACGCCCUGGACCUCGCUAUAGACCCUCGACCGCGGAAACAUGUGCUCAAAAACCUCAUUGGCAAAACUUGUGAGGAGAAAGUUAGGAUAUCAAAGGACCGCGGAAAGUGGCACGGGAUAAUCCACGAUUUCAAGGAGGCCAGGAAGGCAAGGAAGAAUGCAGUCGCAGCAGUAGAAGCGAAAGCCCAAAUCUCCAACGACGAGAAGGAGCCACAGUCGAAGCGGUAG